Molecule: messenger RNA, 1967 nt
Organism: Carassius gibelio (silver crucian carp)
Lineage: Eukaryota; Metazoa; Chordata; Actinopteri; Cypriniformes; Cyprinidae
Product: D-amino-acid oxidase-like
Exons: 11
Coding region: 147-1190 (347 amino acids)
Molecular function (GO): FAD binding; D-amino-acid oxidase activity
Source: RefSeq, a predicted model, not a curated record
CAACGUCACAGCUGACGUUACGUAACGUGGGAAACAAGUUAAUUUGUAAGUUUUGCGCCCUGUUCUUCCUUGCACUGUUCUUGCAAGAAAGAAGAUACAAACAUCUCUUUUUGGAGGUAACAAGACAAAAAAGUGUGUUAGCAGACAUGAGGGUGUGCAUCAUUGGAGCAGGGGUCAUCGGCCUCUCCACCGCUCAGAGCAUCUACCAGCACUUCCACAGCAGGAUCAGCCCCCUCACCAUAGAGGUGUAUGCUGAUGUCUUCACUCCACUCACCACCAGCGACGGGGCAGCUGGACUCUGGCAGCCCUAUCUCUACGACAAGGGCAACGUGCAAGAAACUAAAUGGAACAAAGAGACGUUUGACUAUCUUCUAAGUUGCCUCAGCUCUCCAGAUUCAGUGAAAAUGGGAAUCUUCCUCCAGUCGGGCUACAAUCUGUGCCCUGAACCCCAACCAGACCCUUCAUUUAAAGACAUUGUGUUGGGUUUUCGCCAGCUUACUAAACGUGAACUAGACAUGUUCCCGGGAUACAGUUUUGGGUGGUUUCACACUGCUCUCAUGAUUGAAGGGAAGACAUACCUGCCCUGGCUUAUGGACUGGUUAAGACAAAGAAAUGUCAAGUUUUAUCAGAGGAAGAUUGGUUCAUUUAAAGAGUUGGCAGAUAGUGGUGCUGAUGUUAUCAUCAACUGCUCCGGUGUCCGAUCAGGAGACCUCCAGCCUGAUCCUGAGCUCCAGCCAGCCAGAGGACAGAUCAUUAAAGUAGACGCUCCCUGGUUGAAACACUGGAUCCUCACACAUGAUUCCUCAUCAGGAGUCUAUAACUCACCGUACAUCAUUCCUGGGAGUCGUUUAAUCACUGUGGGUGGAGUUUUCCAAGUAGGAAACUGGAAUCUGCAGAACAGUUCUGUUGACCACAAAGGGAUCUGGGAAGCGGCCUGCAAGCUUGAGCCCAGUCUAAAGCAUGCACGGAUAGUAGAGGACUGGACUGGUCUCAGACCCACUCGCAGCAAAGUUAGACUGGAGAGAGAGACCAUACGAUCUGGACCGACCUCGUUUGAGGUCAUUCAUAACUAUGGUCAUGGUGGUUUUGGACUGACCAUCCAUCGUGGAUGUGCUGAGGAAGCUGCUCGUCUCUUUGGACAGAUCCUGCAGCAGAAAUGCCCGCUAGCUCUCUCUAAAUCACGUCUCUAAUAGAUAUAUGACUCUGGACAAUGUUAGACAUAAUUUUUAUCAGACAACAGCAAUAGUUUCCUUAACCCCGUAACAGCUGACAUACUGAUUCCAAAAGAAACUCUAUGAGUUUAAGAAUGUAUCCUUAAAUACUGAGAUGUAAAUGUACAUCUAUUAUUUUUUAUUAUACUUUAAUAGAGUUUUCAAAUAACGGAUAACAUAACACAAUCAUAACAGAGAUGAAUUGUCAGCAUGUUAUUUAGCUAAUGUACAAUAAUUGUCAUGAUUUAUUUAUGCUUUGAUCUAAUGUUUUUAGAUCACUGUAGCUUUAUUAUUAUCAUGCACAUGUUCAUCACUGUAGUGGCAAGGGAUCCUGCUCUUUGACUGUUUUAACAAUAGACUUUUCAGGUAUCUUCUAAUUCAUAUAAUGCACCUAUUAAAUAAUUUUCCAGUAUACAUUGCAUAUAUGAAGGCAGUAUAUAAAAAUAGUAUAUGAAACAUUAUAUUUAAUAUGUGAACAUAUCUGCACAACCUGUGAUUCAACUGAACCUAUUAAUCAAUUUAAAAGUGCUUGAGCAGUUUAAAAAAUAUAAAUACAGGUACAUAAACAAUGUAUAAACAGUAUUAUAAAUAAUAAAUACAUUUACAUCUUUACAAAUACGUAAACAUUACACCAAGGCCUUAAAAAAUACAAUCAGAUAUGUACCUUUACAACUGAAGGAUAAUAAUUAUUCUGUAUAAUGUGUUACUGAGGAAGCUGCUCGUCUAUUUGGACAGAUUCUGGAGCAGAAAGGAUUU